UGGGACCUGCGUCACGCAGUUCUCCCGGUCCGCGUUUCAAACGCAGACGUCGCCCAGCUUUGUUUGGUCUUUCGGGGGUUAUUUUCUCGCGUUCAGCUCGGAACACCAGGCACUUGAUUUUUAGCGGUUAGCACUUAGCUUAUAGUUAGCUUCCAGCGUCCUGACGUCACCGGGCUGCCGUAGCGGCGGGGUCGUCGUUGCCCUGGCGACGGCGCUCCUCCGUUAUCGGCUGGCUGCUGUGUGAACUUUAACGCUGCGGGAGCAACUUCGAGCAGAGGCUUUAAGAACCACCGUGGGUUCAGGGGUGACCCACCCCCACCGUCUAUUAGCUGACGGCUGACACUAAACACUAAUUAUCGGUGCUAGCGAGCGUCUGUUUGAGCCGCUCCAGAAACCGCUCCCAAUGGCUUCGUGCCUGGUGCCCGACUUCCCAGCGGUUAUGGUGCUUCUGGAGCGGUUAAAGGAGCUGGACGAACACCUGAAAGACGAGGAGGUCCCGUUCGCACCUGAGGCCGGCCUGCACCUGGCGGAGAUGGCGGCUGCCGUCGCAGGGCUGGAGGCGGACAGGCGCGCCGCUCGUGAACAUUUGGAGGUGGAAAGCAUAGAAAACAGCAAACUGAGACACCAGAUCAACAACACGCGUGAACGAAUGAGCGAGGAGCUCGUGGCUGACGUAGCAGCAGCGCGGGCAUCAAACACUGAGGAGAUGGAGCUCCUGUGCAGAGACCUCAGUGCAGCCUCCCAGCAGAAAGAAGAAGCCAUAAAGAGGCAGGAAUUCCUUCUCAGUCAAAACGAAUCCCUGCGUCUGGAGCAGGAGCAGGCGAAGUCUGACCAUGACGCCAUCAUGGCCACUCUGAAUGAUUUAUUUGCCUUAAAGUACAGCUUGCAGAUGCAGCUGAACAUGACGUGGGAGAAGAUAGAGGAGCUGAGGUCCAGCAUCGCUGGUGUUGAACAGGACAGGUUACAGCUGGAGCAGAACAUAAAGCUGGAGAGAGAGGCUUUCUCUGAUAGAAAAGACAACCUCUCCAAAGAGGUGGGCCACGCUGAGGAGGAGGUGGAGCAGCAAAAGCACCUGAACAGGAGGAGCAGAAGAGAGCUGGACAGCAUUAAUAAGAAGAAAGAGAAAACCCAGGGACGGCUGGAUGAGCUCAUGGUUGAGUUGGCGAAGGUGGAGAACGGUGUGCACAGACUGACGGUGUCUCUGCGCCAUCAUGAGGAGCAGCUGGAGAGGGAAGCCCAAAAGCGCCAGGAGCUGAGGCAGCAGAGGGAGGCGCUAAAGGAGGAGCUGCAUGAGUUGGAGGAAACUUUCAGGCUCACCGUGCAGAACCUUCAGGAGGAAAUUGCCACAGUGGAUGGUAAAAUUGAGGAGGCCCGAGCAUCAAGACAACAUUUUCAGGACUCCCUGGCUCAGAUCUGUGAGGUGUUCAAGCAUCGGCACGCUGAAGAGAACAGGGUCAGGGCUGAGCAUCUGCAGGUCUCUCAGCAGCUGGAGCGGUCCAGGCGGCAGCUGGAGGAGCGCAUCGCCUCCAUCAUCAAACAUGGCAGGGAGAACAAAGAGAUGGAGAAGCAGAUCAGAGAGCUCCAGGAGACUGAUGUAAUCAACAGGCCUCUCUUUGAGAGGAAUCGGGAAGAGCUACGGAGCAAUGUGGAUGCAUCAAAGAAGAAUGUGGGCCGGCUUCAGGAGGAGAAAAAGCAACUCCUGCACCUCCUGGAGCAGGCAGAGAGGAAGCAGGAGGAGCAUGUGGAGAAAAUGACAUCUGGCAUCAGCCGCACUCGGAGAAGAUAUGAGGAGCUGCUUCAACAAGAGGUGGCGCUCCAGAAGCUGGAGCCCAAGAGCACUGAUGCCAACCUCCUGAUGAGCCAUGCGACCCAAUCCGAGGAGGGGUACAGAAGAAUAGAGAGCAGACACCUCCAGGAGGUACAGCAGCUCACCGCUGAUGUUGAGGAGGUUGCUCAGAGUGUUAAGGAGAAGCAGAGGGAGGUGGAGGAGAAAGAAGAGGUGCUGAAGAAGGUGGAGGCCGAGUGGAGCAAGGAGCAGAGCAGGCACCAGAGACUGGAAGUGCUCAUCAACAAGCUGAGGAAGAGGAGGGAUGAGCUGGAGCUUUCAAUUCAGGCACUGACGGAGAAAUCCAGGGACCUGCUUCAGCCCAAAGAGGAAAUGAAAGCUGAGCUGGAGGAGCUGCAAGCGCGCCACAUCGACACGCUCGGCGGACAGGCGUCUGAGCUAAGAGCCGUGGAGGUGAGCAUCUAUGAUUGCGGCGUGAAACUGGGGCAGGUCAGCAUGGAGAACAGCCGGCUGCAGCUCCGCAUCAGAGGGAUGACGGAGGACAUCGGCACAGCCAGACGGCACACGGACACAUGCUUACAGGAGACCCGGAGGUUCAGGCAGGACACAGAUGCAUUACGGGAGUGCUUACAGGAAGCCUGGAAGGAGGAUUUGCUGCUAACUCAGGACCAUCAGAGCGGUGACGGCAUCCUGCUCCUGUCGAUUAGUUCUCUAGUGGACCACCUGAAGACCCGGAGACAGCAGUUAGGAAACGUCAGCGCACUCCUUCACCAGCAAAUGCUGAAUUUCAGCAAACGACUGGGAGACAAAACGGCAGGGAAACCAUGCGGCUGAUGUCAUCCCCGACGCGUGGGCUCAUUUCAGGAAGUCUGCUGUCAGGAAUCUUGCGUACAGCAUUUAAGGCACUUAAAAUAAAUAAAUGUUUGCUGCAACAUAAAAAUAAUGUGAAGGAGCUUUUUUGUUGUUGUGACUGGUUCAGGACUGCCUGAAAAAUGUUAGCAGAGGUGGAGCUCAGUCCGACCUAAAACUGAACUUCAUGGAGUUGAUCCGCAUCCAGGAAUUUUUGAAACUGUUUUUUUCAUUGUGAGAUGCAGCAAAACGGGACUUUUCAUGUCCCAGAUACAAAAACACUGGGAGAUGAUGUCCUGGUGUUUUAAAGAAAGUAUCUUUGUGUAGUAGCUCAUAAGCUUUAAUGAACCAUGUACAGUAAAGUUUU
Messenger RNA from Archocentrus centrarchus (flier cichlid), 3002 nucleotides. RefSeq names its product coiled-coil domain containing 175 (gene ccdc175). Lineage: Eukaryota; Metazoa; Chordata; Actinopteri; Cichliformes; Cichlidae. The record is from RefSeq and is a predicted model, not a curated record. Bases 404 to 2620 code for a protein of 738 amino acids. The transcript has a single exon.